Pseudopipra pipra is the source of this 4599-nucleotide messenger RNA. RefSeq names its product zinc finger protein 512 (gene ZNF512). NCBI's taxonomy places the organism in Eukaryota, Metazoa, Chordata, Aves, Passeriformes, Pipridae. The transcript has 15 exons. Gene Ontology annotation, molecular function: zinc ion binding. The record is from RefSeq and is a predicted model, not a curated record. The coding region runs from base 1054 to 2844 and encodes 596 amino acids.
GAGUUGCUGUUGACUCCCUUGAAGGCAGGAAGGCCCCACAGAGAGACCUCUACAAAUUAGAGGGCUUGGCAAUCACCAACUCUAUGAAGUUCAACAAGGGGGAGUGCCGGAUUGUGCCCCUGGGAUGGGGCAACUCCGGAUGUACAGACAGCCUGGGAAUGAGAUGCUGGAAAGCAGUGCUGGCAAAGGGCCCUGGAGGUCCUGGUGGGUGGCCAGUUGGGCAUCAGGCCCAGCAUCACCAGCAGGGUCAGGGAGGGGAUUGUCCCACUCUGCUCUGACCUGGGGCGGCCUCACCUGCAGUGUUGGGGCAGUUUUGGGCACCACGAUAUAAUAAAGAUAUUAAGCCCUUAGAGAGCAUCCAAAGGAGGCAGCAAAGAUGGAGAAGAGCCUGGAGGGGAAGCCGUGUGAGCAGUGGCAUCGUGUGUUCAGCUGGAGAAAAGGAGAUUGAGGGGAGACCUCAUUGCAGUUACAACUUCCUUGGGAGGGGCAGGCACUGAGCUCUGCUCUGUGGGGACCAGGGACAGAACUCCAGGGAAUGGUUGGAGCUGUUCCAGGAAGGUUUAGGUUGGAUAUUAGAAAAAGGUUCUUCACCCAGAGGGUGGUUGGGCACUGGAACAGGCUCCCCAGGACAGUGGGCACAGCACCAAGGCUGUCAGAGUUCAAGAGGCAUUUGGAAAAUACUCUCGGGCACAUGGUGUGACUCUUGGGGAAUGUCCUGUGCAGGGCCAGGAGUUAGACUCGAUGAUCCUUGUGGGUCCCUUCCAACUCGGCAUGUUCUGGGAUUCUGUAAAAUGAUUGUCCACGCACUAGGAGCAACAUAUAGCAAAUAAGUUGUUCAUACUGAAUUGGGAAUGUACAUUUAGAGAGGACUGUUAAAUUACAUGUUUUAAUAGGAGCAUAACAAGUGGUAAGUGACAAAAAAAAUCUUUGUUAAAUAAGAAGGAGUCUGUGAUGUGGAUAAAGUGAACAUCUGGACAGCUGAUGGAGUAUGGCAAAGUGAGAUUAAUGAAAAGAGCAUGAAAGAGACUAGAGACAACAUUCUCGGCAACAUCCAUGCACACCAGGACUGGACAUCACAGACAGCAGAAGGUCAAGAAGUCCUUGGAAAAUAAAAAGUCUAAGCAACUUGAGGAGGUGGAAGCUACUGUUCUAGGAGUGAAUAGUAACUAUGAUGACACAGUGAGCAACAUUUCUUCUGCCUCACCGAAGGGCCCAGUGAACGGGAGCACAGAGUCCAGAAGCAAGCGGACCAUUCGCAGACCUGCUUACUGGCUGGAAAUGAGAGGAGUGAAAAACAGUGGUAACAAAUCUCCAGAAAAAAAAGGAGAAGUACUGCUGAAAGGCAAGAGGAAAUCUGAGCAAGGGGAAGGUGAAGAUGUUGAAGACUGUCCCAAGAAGAAGCAAAAAAUUUGGGGAAUCCUUCAGGAAUCCCAAGAGCCUGAGACCAGACAGAGGGAAAGUCUGGAACAAGGAAACCUUACACUCAGUGAAGGAGGACGAGCAGGAAAAAACCGGCCAGCUGGAACAAAACAAAACUCCAAAAGGAAAGGCCACUGUGUUCAGAAAGAGACAGAAACCUAUGGCACAGGUAGCAUAGAAGAGCAGUGGUCUUUGGAGAUUCAGGCCAAAGGCCGAGUUACCUGUCCCACAUGCCGGGCUGUGGUGAGAAAGACUGUAGAAGGACUGAAGAAACAUAUGGCAAACUGCAGGCAGGAAAUGUUCACGUGUCAUCAGUGUGGGAAGCAGCUGAAGUCUUCAGCAGGGAUGAAAUACCAUGUCAUGGCAGACCAUAACAAUCAGCCAGUUGUGAAGGAGGGAGAGGAAGUGGACGAGCAGCUUGAGCGAGACCGUCUUCGGAAGGUUUUGAAGUGUAUGGGAAAACUGAAGUGUACAAGGGAGGGCUGCACAGGCAGCUUCACCAGCAUAAUGGGAUACCUGUAUCAUGUUAAAAAAUGUGGGAAGGCUGCUUCUGAGCUGGAGAAAAUGGCUAUGAAGUGCCAUCACUGUGGAAAAGCAUACAGAUCAAAGGCAGGACUGGUCUACCACCUCCGCUCCAAGCACGGGCCGGUCACUUUCCUCCAUGAGGAGAGAAGAACAGGGAACCUGAUAGAAAUGAAACAGGAACAAAACAACACAGGCAGAGUUCAGAGGAGAUCUGCAAAGGUGGCAAUCUACUAUCUCCAUGAACUGGCUGGAGAAGAGCUGGCCAAAGAGUGGCCCAAAAGAAAAGUUCUGCAGGACUUGAUUCCAGAUGACCGGAAGCUGAAAUACACUCGUCCUGGACUGCCCACGUUUAGUCAAGAUGUGCUGUGCAAAUGGAAAGCAGAGAUAAAGAUGUACCGAAGAGUCCACUGCCCAAAUCAGGGUUGUGAAUCUGUGUACGGCAGUGUCUCAGGACUCAAAUCUCACCUUGGCACAUGUACCUUGGGAGACUUUGUGGCUGGUAAAUACAAGUGUCUCCUGUGUGAGAAGGAGUUCAUUUCAGAGAGUGGGGUCAAGUAUCACAUCAACUCUGUGCAUGCUGAGGACUGGUUUGAUAUGAACACAAUGACCACCAAAAGCUUUGAGAAGCUAAUGAAAAUCCGCCAAAGGGAAGAGCAGAGGAAGCAAAGGAAGAAACGUCCCUUGACCAGGGGCAAAAAGAAGAAAGCUGGGACCCUGGCUGCCAAGAAGCUCCCCACUGCUGGAGUUGAAAAAAUGAGGAAAAAUAAGAGGGGUCGUCCACGGCGGGUGGACAAUGAGAGCAGUGAGGAAGGGGCACUCCAAGCUGCACAGAGAGCUGAAUUUCCUAAAACCAGCCGCAAGCGAGGCCGAAGCAAAUCCCUAGAGGAUGAGAAGGUGUAAUUCUAAAGCUUUUCAAUUACAAGCCCCACUUCUGUCCAGCUCAUAACUCACAGCACUAAUAUAAGCAACUGGAUGUCUUUGGGACUUGUGACUCAAUUCUACUCGGUGACUUUGAUAUUGAAACUUUUGCCUCUGCUCAGUUGUGAGGGAUUCAAACCAAAGCUGUGGUGCAGAGGCUGCCUCUUCUGGUAUAGUUCCCUUGGACAGUGGCACUAGCAGUGUACCCAGUGUGAUUCCUGCUCUGGUUACAUCCCAGUCUCAGAUUGGUCACAUUAUUGCUUGUUUAGUGGUUUCCAGUACAGCAGAUGUCUGUUUUGUCAUCUUCCUCAGAUGGGUGAGAUCAGGGUUCUUUUUUAGCAGUUCUCCCCAUAAGGGACUGACUAGCACAAUGUUUAGAUCUCUUCAAGGGGGAAAUCCUUUCUUGCACAGAAUGCACACAAACUAAGCAGUGCUGUGCAGAAUUCGAAGUCUUCGGCUUGCCCUGUCACUGUCCUGUCUGUUGUCAGCAAGGCUGCCACAAAAGAGCAGAGACCUUCCCAGUGUUUUCUGUAGCCUGUUGCACAAGGCUCUAAUUCAUGCACUGGUGUUUAGGCUGAGCAGCAGAUGAGCACAGGUCUGCUUGGAAGGGAUGGGACAUGAUUAUUACCCUUGUCAGGAGCCCACCGUUCCCCUGGCAUCUGUCUCCUGUAAUGCUGGGCAUUAAAGAUGCAUAAAGAGUCUUCUAGUGCAGUGAGGAAUAAUUGCUUUCCAGCCCUUUAGAGAUUCACUGGCCUUUCAGAGCCCCCAGUAAGUAAUAUACUGAAUGGCCUUUGUGUGCCCGCUGAAGGCCGCUUGUUUCAGACUGACCCGGGAAACGUACUGAAGACAGUGCACACCAGCAUUAGCAGCCUGCUAGUGCUGGAACCAGCUUUCAUGCAGCUGCCUUGCCAGCAUGUGGUUCUUUGUUGUGCCCGUGCUUCCACAGUGUCCUUUUCUCCUGCACUGCAGAUGCCACCUCCAUUGUCUUACAUCACCUGUUUCUUUUCAGCACCACUUCCUCUGUGCUAAUGACGUAUAUUAGCAGUGGCUUCCCUGUGUGGAAAAGGUUAGUAGAAGAGGGAUCAUCAUUUUAAGUCAUGUGUUGGCAUUAGCUCUGUAUUAUAAGGAAUAAUAUCUUCCUGUGCUCCCUAAAUCAUAGAAUCAUGGAGUGUUAAGGGGUUGGAAUGGACCUCAAAGAUCAUUUAAUCUGCACCCCCCCAACAUGGGCAAGGACACCUCCCACUGGACCAGGUUGCUCAAGGCCUUAUCCAGCUUGGCUUUGAACACUUCCAGGGCUGGGGCAUCCACAACUUCCCUGGGCAACCUGUUCCACUGUCUAAAUGCAGCAGAUGUCAUAGAAGCUACCAAGAAGCAGCAGCACGGGCAAUCCUAUUCUUUUUUAAAGACUAGAUUCUCCAGAAUUUCUGUUAUCCGAAGACCCACUGUACCAGGAAAUUGCAAAAUUUGCACUGUCUGACAAAGUUACUGCUGCUGAAAUUCCCAGGGAAGCAGGAAGCAGGUUUGUACAUGUGUGUUAUUACCAGCAUGAUCACAUUGGCCCUGAUGGGGGGGAGUGCUGUACAGCCAGGGUGGUCUCUGGAACUGCCUUUGGAACCAGAUGCCACUGUGCUUGCAAGUGCUGCCCUGAAAGCAGACAUGUCUGGACUCUGCAGGAUGUGUAAGGUCUGCAGUGAGAUGGGCAAGGUCAGAAGACAACAAAAUAAAAUGUCACCAGAA